AUGGAAACACUGCUAUCACUCGGACCACAAUUCGCGCUCCCCGUUACAUCCGUACAUCAAGCCCCAAUCUACCAUCUCCUAGCAGACGUCGAAUGCAUCCUCAAAACCAAUAGCGAUACUGAAAUCGGCAUAGCCAACCUAAUCACGAACUACAUCCAUCACAUCAAACACGGUCAAACACAUGCAGAUCCUCUGGACAAAUUCCUCAAUCAUGCUGAACGCGUUACGAAGAACUUCGUCAAGGCAAACUCCGAUGUACUGAUAGUUCCGUCGGACAAAGGAAACAAAACGGUGCUCAUCCAGGCAGACGACUAUCGGCGUAAGAUGCUAGACAUGCCGAAAGCGCAUAAGGAAGGACUACCACUCAGGCCAGUAGUGCCAAAUAUGACAGCACCGUCGUACAAUCUGCCCAAAUAUGUUGGUCAGAUCAUUCAAAAAUCCAUCUACAGUCCAUACAACAUAAAAGACUCCUUUUCAUUCUGCCACUUCAUCAAUGAAGUUGAACUACCACCCAACUACGUGUUGAUUUCGCUCGAUGUCAAAUCGCUUUUCACAUCAAUCCCCAUCCCACUUAUUCAACACGACAUCAUCAUGCGAUGGAACAAGAUAAUGCCACACACGAUCAUCAACCUGGAUCUGUUCCUGGAGCUGGUUAACUUCUGCCAUAUUCUAAACGUAUUUAACAGCUAUGACGUUCACAUCCAGUUCACACACGAGUUGGAAGUGAACAACAAAUUACCGUUUUUGGACAUGUUGCUCGUCAGACAGGACAACCAGCGGAUAAAAACAGAAUGGUACAUGAAACCCAUCGCCAGCGGACGUUUUCUUGAUUUCCUUUCGUACCAUCCCAUGAGCAUGAAACUGAAUGUUGCCAAAAACUUCAUCAGCCGAGUCUACCGACUAUCCACCAACCAAUCAGACGAGGAAAAUGCAAUCAUCAUCGACAACCAGCUCAGACUCAAUCACUAUCCUGCUCAUCUACGACACCGUCUGAUAAAUCGCAUGACCGAACAUCGCCAAUCGCCUAGCAUAACAUCAGCCGACGAGGAUCAACAACAGCAAACACCUCCAGUCCGGCAAGACACAGCACCAUCCAAACAAUCUGCUAGAUCCAACCAACAGCACUAA
Molecule: messenger RNA, 1128 nt
Organism: Ochlerotatus camptorhynchus
Lineage: Eukaryota; Metazoa; Arthropoda; Insecta; Diptera; Culicidae
Exons: 3
Coding region: 1-1128 (375 amino acids)
Source: RefSeq, a predicted model, not a curated record